Daldinia decipiens is the source of this 1189-nucleotide messenger RNA. RefSeq lists its product as uncharacterized. NCBI's taxonomy places the organism in Eukaryota, Fungi, Ascomycota, Sordariomycetes, Xylariales, Hypoxylaceae. The transcript has a single exon. The coding region runs from base 151 to 840 and encodes 229 amino acids. The record is from RefSeq and is a predicted model, not a curated record.
AUACCUACUAAGGUAACCUAGGUAGGUAGGUAACCUGCCUUCUAAUUACAUCGCAUUUGCUUUCCGUAAACAUCCAUUUCCCCCGCAGUAUCGGAACAAGCCACGCAUAGAUCCAUCUACGUAGCAUAAACAUAAAAAGCAAACGCAGCCAUGGCCCCCGUCACAGAACUCAUCGCCCUAGACCUCAAGCCGGACCUCCCCGCCGCCGAGGCCGCCUCCAUCCUCGACACGACCGCCGCCACCCUAGUCGCACAGCCGGGGUGUCUGCGCGUGCGCACGUCCCGGCUGCACGAAGACGUCAACGCGGUGCGCAUGUUCGCCGACUGGGAGUCGGUGACGGCGCACCGCGCCUUCGAAAAGACGGAAGCGUACGCGCCGUUCAAAGCGCGCGUGUUCGGCGCCGUCGCCGGCCCGCCCAAGCGCCCGUACCACGUCGAGUUUGCGCCGUUCCCCGUCGCCGCGCUCGACAACACGGGCCCCAACAGCAAGACCCCCGUCGCCGAGGUCCUGCACAUCUGGUUUCCGGGCGACUACCCCGAGGACGCGCGCAAGCGCACCACGGACGCCGUGCUCGCGUUCACGCGGCAGAUGACCCCGUUUGCCGAGGGCUUGACGGGCGAGACGGCGCUGGGGUGGUCGGUCGAGCGGGAUAUCGACCACGACGGCGUCCCGAGCAGUGCCUUGGUGUUGAUCCUGGGAUGGACGAGUGUCGACGCGCACAUGAAGGCGCGCGAUCACCCCGGGUUCGCCAAGAUUAUUCCGCUGUUGAAGGACCUCGAGGGACUGAAGGGCCUGGAGAUGAAGCAUGUGAGCAACACUACGGUGGAGGCUAGUGGCUAGAUGCGCUGAAUGUGGGAUGAGACGGCGGGAUGCAAGAUGGACGUGAAGAACAACUCCCCGAUGGUGGGGAGGAUUUAUGCCAAGUAUUGCGGAUGGACUUGUCUCGUUUCUUAAACGAAAUUGACGUGUGCAUCACUCUUUACACACGAUAUGAUGUCCUAUAAAAUAUAAAAAAUGCAAAAUAUAAAAAAUGCCCAAUACGAGAUUCAAUUGAGACCUCAGUACUCGUUUCUGGACGUUUGUAGGCUUCGUUGUGGCUAGUGUAAGUUCCCUCGUUUCCUGCUGUUCGCCUUAUAUCCAAAUAAAUUACCAAUAUACACAAACUGCACAUAAAGACUUUAAAGACGGG